GGAGAGCAGCUCCAGCUGCAGUGCUAGCAUCCCGCAGUAAAUAUGUUCAUGAAAGUUGCUAGUUAAUAUUAAGGGAAUAGCAACACCCAGUUUUCAGGAACAAGGUGUUGCCCAAUAUUUACUUAAGAACUUACAACGGGAAGCAACAACUUUCACACAGCUGCACAUUAUCCUCGCAGUGAACGAACAAAUUCGGAGUGAGACAUGAGCCAUACAAGGGCUGGCGGCUAAACUCCCGCCAAAACACGUGCCCACAGUGGCCGCAGGUCUGAAACCGCUCACGAAAACGCUGCUGCUACUCCACAGCUCGCAGGGCCAACCCAGAGCCGUACUGUGUGUCCGCACACCAGCAGCAGGACAAAGGCACAGCCUACGAGCGCCUGUGCACACGCUGAACUCGGACCCUGCCGCCGUCAGGGCCUUCCCUCACGGCGCUGCCGCCAUCCCCGCAGCGCUGCCCCCGCCGCGGGGUCCGUGCCCGGGGAACGCACCGGGAGGCACCGCGGGCCUGUCCCGCCUCCAUCCGGUGGGAGCUGGCCGUGUUUGUUCCUCCCGAGUUCCUCUCCAGCGGUACAGCCGGAAACAAAACAAACCCUCAUCCUGCCUUGUCCCCCCGGCCCGGGGCUGGGCGGACCGCGGCCGGUACCGCCCCGCCUCCGCCCUCCUCCAAAUGCCGGACCUGGCUGCCGUAGAGACCUCCCCGACGUGUCUGGAGACUAAGUUGAUGUAAUCACUGGAAAAUCCUGGACGGAAACCAAUGUGUGCUGGAUUUGGAUCAGUGAUUUGGCAAUGGCCAAAUGCCAGUUUUCCAGUGCUCUUGUGAACAGCUUGGCAUGCAGAUCUGCCCUUGUAAAAAUGCACCUAGUUAAGAAUGAACACAAGGAAAGUGCUGUGGUAGACACAGGCUCCAUGUCAUGUUGGUUUCCAGCUUAAAAACCAGAAGGCUGGCAUUUUUAAAGGAACAGCAACAAAGUGAUGACCAGGUGCCAAGUGCCAGCUGUCCUUAUUCAUCAGAUUCAAGAAGAAUUGGAUAAAGAAGAAGAAGAGAUGAUGGUUUUCCUGUGCCGAGACCUUGCUCCUGAUUUGGCCACUGCUGAUCUCAAAGAGAUCUUGGUGGCUUUGAAUGAGAGAGAGAAACUGACUCCUGUUAGCUUGUCUGAGCUGCUGUACAGAGUUAAGAGGUUUGACUUGCUGAGGAGGAUCCUGAACACCGAGAAAGAAACAGUGGAAGCUCACCUUGCCAGGAGUCUCAGACUUAUCCCUGAUUACAGGGUACUGAUGGUGGAUAUAAAUGAAAAUCUGGAAAAAGACGAAGUGGGUUCUCUUGGUUUCCUACUCAGAGAUUAUGCACCUCGUAUGAAAACGGCAAAAGAUAAGAGUUUUCUAGCUCUUAUAAUUGACCUGGAGAAGCUAAAUUUGGUGGCUCCUAAUCAACUGGAUUUGAUAGAAAACUGUUUUCGAAGUAUUCACAGGAUAGACUUGAUCAGGAAGAUCCAGAAGUACAAGGAAGCCUCAGUGUCCUCCAUUCAUUCUCAACCAGUAUAUGUAAAUGCUCAUCAGGCUUCUCUCCCUAAUCUCAAUGUGAUUGGUCCUCCUUAUCAUUCAGGGUUUCAGAUUCAGAAUGAGAACAGAGAAAAAUUACAAAAUGGAUCAUGUCUUACUCUGGCAGAACCAGUUCACAUGUCCAUUCAGGAGUCGGGGUCAGUGCCACAUAAGAUGUCUGAUGAUUCCUACAGAAUGGGAAGUCAACCUUUAGGAAUGUGCCUGAUAAUAGAUUGUAUUGGCAAUGACACUGAUAUAUUGGAAGAGACCUUCAGAGGCUUAGGCUAUGAUGUUCAUUGUCACAGAUAUUUAAAUAUGAACUCCAUGAAUCAAACAUUGCUUGAAGCUGCAAGGUGGCAGAAGCACAGAGAUUGUGACAGCUUUGUUUGCAUAUUGGUCAGCCGUGGAAACUCUCAGAGCAUGUUCUGUACAGACCACACUUUUUCUGGAUUCCCUUUGGAACUAAUAAAGAAAUAUUUUACAGCUGACUCAUGUCCUGGACUCCUCGGAAAACCAAAGCUUUUUUUUAUUCAAACCUAUGUUGUGCCAGAAAAUGAGCAAGAAUGCACAAGUCUGUUGGAAGUCGAUGGGAAUUAUGACAGUAUCAGUGCUAAAGUCACUAUCCCCCAUGCAGCAGACAUCUUCUGGAGUCAUUGCAAAGUGGAUGUGUCUACACUAGAAGAAUCCCCAACUUCAUCCUCGUAUUAUCUGCGUUGUCUGGCUGAACUACUCCAUAAUCCUUAUAAGAGGAAACUCUGUAUAUUGUCUAUCCACAUGGAACUGAACAGAAAAGUUUAUGAUUGGAAUUCAACUGACCCAAGCCAACAAUACUCACUGCUGCUCCAGCACACACUGAGGAAGAAACUUUUUUUCCCACUUAACUGCUGUUAGAAAGUACAUAUCUGAAAGAGUUGCUAUGAUGCAGUUUCAUACUUUUACUUCGUGCAUUGUUAUUUCAUGUAUAUCUAAAGUGCCUUUGUUGCUUCCAAACACGGGAAUUUACAAGCAUUUAAGUAUGUUAAGACACUCGGUUUUGUAUUUAAUAUAGUAAUCUCAGAAAGAUUGGAUGAGAAUGGUAGCUAUUGUAUAGCAGUGCAACAUAUCUUGCUAAGUACAAUGGGUAAACAGAGUAGAAAGACAUCUAAACUGUAUAGCUGUUGGGUUUUCCAAGAAAAAACAAGUGUUUUUAUUGUUUCAUUGGUUGUUUUUAACAUAGCUCCUAGCACUUAAAUACCAGCCAGCCCAAACCACUGAAAUGCACUGAUUACUUUCCCCUGCACCUAGUAGUGGCAAAUGUCUCAGGAAAGCUUUCCUACCCAGUAAUGCCAGAUCUUUGCUAGCAAGUUCUGGCUUGCAUGCUUCAGCAAACAGGAGGGAGAGAGAGAUGGUCUUUUCAAUAAUCUAGAUUCCAUCUGUUUGCUGCAUUAAAGAUUUUGGAACUUAAAUGUAGUAACCAUGGGCCUUUAAGACUGGACUAUGUUAAACACCCCACCAUCACUGCUUUUGCUUUAUGAAAAAGAAUAUGCCUCUAUUAAUUCAUUUUUUUCCAAGUGCUCUUGUUCUUGUGAAAAAAAGAAAAGAAAGAUGGUCCUAAAUACAAAAAUUUUUCUGCAAUGCAGCAGUUGUCUAACAUGGAAAGCUCAGUUAACCUACUUGUUGUAUAACAGUAUAACCUGGAUGAGUUGUAUUGAAGUUUAUUGCCACUGAACUUAGUAGGCCACUAGUAAAUAUUUAAUUUUUAGACCUAAUAUAGUCUCCAAUAUGGGAAAAAAUUCAAGGCCCUGGUGUGCCUUGCUUGGUUUCUGGUUAAGUUUUUAAAUGGAGAAACAGAAGGAUACAAAAUGACAGAUAUGGAAUCUUAGCAGUUACUUUCUGUGGUGGCUGGUAAAUGCACUAAAUGGUGAAACAAAUGUUUCAUGUGGUUGUAGAAAUAAGAUGUCAUUUCAAGUUACAUAUAUCUAAGCAAUGUUAAUGAAUGUGAUCUUCUUCAUAGAUUAACUUCACUUUCCCAUUUCCCUUACUAGCUUUUGCAUUUGACAAGCACUUCUGCUACCCUAUAGACAACCAAAAGCAGGGAGAAUGGAACCAAGAGGAGGCAGAUGAGGAAAAGAAAUGUGGACAUUUUAAGCAGGACCAAGAAGGGGCAUGGUAGGGAGCAUCAAGAGAAGAACAAAUAGGGGAAAGAUGAUUCGGAGGAGAAAUACAGAAUCAAUAUUGGAAGGAGAAGAAAACAGGAAAAAGAAAGUGAGAAUAGUGGCUAUCCUUACAGACUCUAAUGAUGUGGUGAGUUGGUUGAUGUUUUGUGGAUUGGUUGGUUGGGGGAUUUUGAGUGAUGGUAAAUGCAACUAUUUACUUAAAAUAUUAGCAGUAGAAUAUACUCUGCUUUUACAGCAUUGUGACAAGUUUGGUUUGGGGGUUAAGAGGUAUAUAUGUUCUUUGCCUUACUGCAAGACACAGUAAGUAAAGUCCAUGUCCCUUUCAUUAAAAAAAAGAUGCAGAAAUGCUGAUUGGAAAACUAGAGGCUCAUGUAAUUAACCCUUUCAGUGGAAAAGGAAGGGACUCUAUGUUUGGAAGUGGUUAUAACCCUCUAGAGAGUUGUGGGGACAGGCAUGUAUUGUGCAGCAUUCAUUGUGUCAGAUACUGAUUUUUAUGCUGAUCCUCAGUAGAUUCUUAAACCAUAGCCAUAUGCAAUCUAUAAUCACACAUCUAAGCAGUAUGUAUUGCCUUGACACCUCUUUCAAGAGUGGUAUUCAGGUAGGCUGAUUCCCUGUACCUGCUGCAUAGUGAGUGUUUAUGCAGGACUUUUGUGAUGGCAGUUGUCUGACACUUGUCCCAUAGCUUAUAGAAUCAUGCACUCAUAGAAUAUGCUGACUUAGAAGGGACCCUUCAGGAUCAUCGAGUCCAACUCCUGGCCCUGCACAGGACACCCCAAGAAUCCCACCGUGUGCCUGAGAGUGUUGUCCAAAAGCUUCUUGAGCUCUGACAGGGUUGGUACUGUGACCACUUCCCUGGGGAGCCUGCUCCAGUGCCCAACCGCCCUCUGGAUGAAGAACCUCUCCCUAAAAUCUAACCUAACCCUCCCGUGACAGUUUCAUUCCUCGAGUCCUGUCAGUGGUCACUGGAGACAAGUAAUUGAUACCUCUGUGAUGCCUUAAGUUUUAGCUUUCAUAUCUUCCAGAUUCUGUACUGCAUUAGUAUAUAACUCUGAACAUCAUAUAAACUGUUAGCAAGUUCUCUUCACGGUUUAGUUAGACAAAACAAUCCUUUUCCACCCUGAGAACCAAGGACACUGUUACAGCUUCAGGCCCAAAAAGUAUAAACAACAGGGAAUUGAGGAGAGCAGGGAGGAUGGGACUUCAUAACCUGAAGCUGUAAUUGGACAAUUAACCCCAAUACAUAAAUGGAGCAAAACUUAUAAAAGUGUGAAAACGUGAUGCAUUGUCCAUCUUGGGUAUAGCCUCAGCCAGGCUCUUGUACUACCCAAGGUGUAUUCUUUGAAGGCCUUUUCAAUAAAUUCCAACUUCAUUCCUUUAACACUGUCUAGCCUCUGUUCUAGGUAACCUCUCAAGGCAUCAUCUGCCCCUCUGCUUCCCUUCGUGAAGAUGUUGAAGACUGCAAUGAGGUCUCCCCUCAGUCUCAUCCAGACUGAACAAACCAAAUUACCUCAGCCCCUCCUCACAGGGGCCUCCCCUCCAAAACCCUCACCAGGUUUCUGUAUCCCUCCAUACAUGUUAUAGGGAUUGUCUCUUCUUGCUGAAGUGCACACAUAAAAUUUGAGUCUAGAAAUAGAUGCAAGGUGUGGACUGCAUCAAGUUGUCCCUGUGUUGCAGAUAGUGAAAUGAUUUCAGGUUAAAUGAUCCUUCAGCCAAAAGAAAAGGGGGAAGAGAAUUUUGGAUCCAUCAUGAGUUUAGGGUGUUAGCACAGGAACAUAGAGUGACAUGCUGGUGAAAUUUCAUGGUCCUGGACUGCCAAAACAUCUAGUUUUCAGAACCUGCUAUUGAAGGAGUUAAAGCAAGUUAAACUGCUCCUGCAUUGUCAGAGCUUGGAAUAAGGCUGUCAGAGUCACUGCUCUGGCACUUUAAUUACAGUUUUGGUUUCUGAUAACUGGAAAAAAAAAUUCUUCUAGUUCUGUAUGUGUUCUGUAUAUGGAAGAGGGAAAAGAGAAUUGGCAGAAUAUGAGUGAUGCCUUUAAGUGGCUCAGAAGGUGUACUCAUGAGGCAAGAGAUUCAGUGGUGUUUUGUACCAGACUUGAGUUGCAUGGUUUUUCUCAGCCACCUACUGAUGUGGCUGAGCCAUAAAUUGAGUUUUCUUUGCACUGUUGCGUAUUUGUGUAUUGCAGUGCUUGCCAACUCAUUAUCCAAAAAAGAAGUUAUGUUCAAGAGGAAGUUACUGUGCUAGCAUUUGUGGAUGGAGUAUGUUGUAUGGCUGAUCUCCCCUUUCAACUCUGCACAAGUAACAGUGGCUUCUAUUACAGAUGCCUGAGUUAGAGAAGCUUUUUAUGGGAGUAUCUGAGAAUUCUUUUCUGCUCUCCAGACUUUUAAGUUUCUGACAUGCAGAAGGGUAUUGCUGCUAUCUGUGUGGAUGAUCUGUGGUCCAUUUACAUUAAAUCUCCUGUACUGAAUUAUUUGACAGUUUUUCUGUGGUUUAAAGAAUGUCUAUUUUUCAGCUUCUGUAUUAGAAACAGUAAGACACUAUAAUUGGAUACAAAUGCUGGGUUUCAAGCCGAUACUCUAAAUAAAAUUUGUGUAUGCAGUC
Prinia subflava (tawny-flanked prinia) is the source of this 6297-nucleotide messenger RNA. It is a transcript of the gene CFLAR, whose product is annotated as CASP8 and FADD like apoptosis regulator. Gene Ontology annotation, biological process: proteolysis; regulation of apoptotic process. The record is from RefSeq and is a predicted model, not a curated record. Lineage: Eukaryota; Metazoa; Chordata; Aves; Passeriformes; Cisticolidae. The coding region runs from base 976 to 2433 and encodes 485 amino acids. Gene Ontology annotation, molecular function: protein binding; cysteine-type endopeptidase activity. The transcript has 11 exons.